This is a messenger RNA of Chelmon rostratus (copperband butterflyfish), 1960 nucleotides long. RefSeq names its product caspase-7-like. Gene Ontology annotation, molecular function: cysteine-type endopeptidase activity. Gene Ontology annotation, biological process: proteolysis. The record is from RefSeq and is a predicted model, not a curated record. The coding region runs from base 284 to 1105 and encodes 273 amino acids. Lineage: Eukaryota; Metazoa; Chordata; Actinopteri; Chaetodontiformes; Chaetodontidae. The transcript is spliced from 4 exons.
UUUUUUCUUUACGACACAUCUCCGCACCUGACUGCUGGUGUGUUUCAGGGAAAGCUGCUGAGGGGGGGGCGGCAGGAGGAUUGCAGUGUUGUUUCCCAGCACACUGAGGAAAACUACAGCGUUACAUAAGACUGUGUGACAUGAAUGCAUGUGACGGCUUGAAGAGGGAAGUCCAUAUAUGGUAACACAGGUGUGACUGAGGGUUCGUCUGCAGAGGUUAUAUCUCGACCGCGGUGCAGAGACACAGCACAGACGCGCAGAGCAAACAGCAGACGGGGGGGCGAUGCCGCAGAGCAGAAGACUGACGGAUCACGGCGGGGACCGCAACAGGGCGGUCCUGGUCUCCGUGGCACAGUUUGACCACGGUGUGAAUCUGGCGAGGAGGCCCGGAGCCAAGACGGACACCAAGAAACUCCACCGCACCCUCAGCAAGCUGGGCUUCAAGGUGGACGUCCACACCGACCUCAGCGGCGACGAAAUCUAUGAGCUGUUCCUGAAAGAGAGCCGGCGGCCGGUGAGGGAGUGUUUCCUGGCCGUCCUGUCGUCUCACGGGGAGGACGGCUGCGUUUUCGGGGCUGAUGGGAAACCCGUCCGACUGUCGCGCAUCUUCACGUGUUUCGACAACGAAUACAUGGAGAAGAAGGCCAAACUGUUCCUGAUACAGGCCUGUCGGGGAAGCGGUCUGGAUGACGGCGUGGAGGUGGAUUCAGCUGGCGAGACCAGAGAGUGCAGCUUCUCACAGCAUCUGUCUGUUCCCGUGGAUACAGCCGUGAUGUACGCCACCCCGCCAGGUUACGGGGCCUUCAUGCACCCGCUCGGGUCGGUCUUCCUCCAGACGUUCUGCACGUUAUUGAACGAAGAAGGGAAUCGUGACCUGGAGCUGACCCGCCUGAUGACCCGCCUGUCCCACAGGGUGGCCUACACCUUCCAGGCCAAAGGUCGCCAGCUGGCCGGGAAGAAGGAGAUGCCGUGCCUCCUGACGCGAAUGACCAGGGAGGUGUUCCCGUUCGGCGAGCCGGGGAAAGACGGCGGGGCCGCGGGGCUCUCGGCCACGUCGCUGCUCCACACGGACGCCAUCAGAAAGAGGACUCCUUCAAUCAGCUAGAGGUCACGAACGCACUCGUCAUCAUCAGGAAUGCAGACGGGUGGGAGGCGUUCGGCUUCCAGACGCCGCCAAAGAGCUGGGGAACCUGUUUGUCUCUGUCGCCUCACUUCCUGAAGAAAAUCCAAAGAUAUCUGCACUUUAAUAAAGAAUAAUUUAAUCCACAGAAUGUUUCAGCUGUAACUGAAACGCUCACUGAAAAAACACCUGUCAGAGCGUCCGUUACACACCUGCAGCAGGAUCUGGAUCAUAGAAGCGAGCGAUCCUCAGUCAGCAGACGUUCAUCAGCUCUCUGACGCAGGUGAGGUCGAGACCGACACUCUCGGCCGCUACGUGCCGCAACAAUCAUAAAUUCAACGAAUGAAUGAUGAAGUUAUUGAGCCUCAGCAAAAGCGAAAGUGGACCAGCGACACCUGUUACCUGAAACACAGGUGGUAUGCCGGCCAAGAAAGGCGCAUGACUUCACGUGACACGAACACUUAAGUGCUGCUUUACCUGCUAACCUGCUGACUGAUGAGUUCAAGAGGCUGAAAAGACUGGAAGUCUUGAAUGAAAAUGAAAGUGUGUUCUCAUAAGCCUGUUUGGUAUCACACAGAAUUAGAAAUGUCGUAGUUUAAUUUAAAAUACCCUGAUAACAGAGAGCGAACGCAGAGAAAGGACUGAAGACACUGAUCCAAUGACACAACGGUCAAGUGCUGUUUUAAUUAAUAUAUGUAAAAAAGGAUUCACAAAUGAUCAUCUUCUGUUUUCUUUUGUUUAUUUAUAAGAUAAGAUACAAUUUAAUGCAGUGGCGUGCACAGACUUUUUGAAGGGCAGGGGCGAAAAGGACUUUUUUUGAGCACGCGUUUUGGCGUCCAA